CAUACCCACAAAAAGCAAGAUCCAAGAAGAUUCAUCAUACAUAUAUCCAUGGACCAGUAUUCAUCGUCUUUGGUCGAUACUUCUUUAGAUCUCACUAUCGGUAUUACUCGUAUGCGAGUUGAAGAAGAUUCCAAGACAACUGCAUUGAUGGACGAAUUAAAAAGAGUGAAGGCUGACAACAAGAAGCUCUCAGAAAUGCUAACUUUGAUGAGUGAAAACUACAACGUCUUGAGGAAACAGCUGAUGGAAUAUGUUAACAAGAGCAACAAUACAGCUGAGAGAGACCAAACAAGUCCUCCCAAGAAACGCAAAUCUCCUGCGAGAGAUGACGCAGUAAGCUCAACGGUGAUGGGUGGAGUAUCGGAGAGUAGCUCUACGGAUCAAGAAGAUCAGUAUCUGUGUAAGAAGCAGAGAGAAGAGACUGUUGUGAAGGAGAAAGUCUCAAGGGUUUAUUACAAGACCGAAGCAUCUGACACUACCCUUGUAGUGAAAGAUGGGUAUCAAUGGAGGAAAUAUGGACAGAAAGUGACAAGAGACAAUCCAUCUCCAAGAGCUUACUUCAAAUGUGCUUGUGCUCCAAGCUGUUCUGUCAAAAAGAAGGUUCAGAGAAGUGUGGAGGAUCAGUCCGUGCUGGUAGCUACUUAUGAGGGUGAACAUAACCAUCCAAUGCCAGCACAUAUUGAUUCAAACAGUGGUUUAAACCGCUACAUCUCUCCUGGUGGUCCAGCCAAUGGAAGUAGUAACUUGGUUAAGCCUGUGACUACUACUGUUGAUCUGACUGAAUCCAAGAAAGUGAGGAGUCCAUCAAGAAUGGAUUUUCCAGAAGUUCAUAAACUUUUGGUGGAGCAAAUGGCUUCUUCCUUGACAAAAGAUCCUAACUUCACAGCAGCAUUAGCAGCAGCUGUUACAGGGAGAUUGUAUCAACAGAAUCAAACCGACAACAGCUAG
This is a messenger RNA of Eruca vesicaria subsp. sativa (arugula), 948 nucleotides long. Lineage: Eukaryota; Viridiplantae; Streptophyta; Magnoliopsida; Brassicales; Brassicaceae. The record is from the annotation of a GenBank genome assembly.